CUUCCAGGUUUUAAAAAAUUCAAGGGACAAGAGCCUAAUCCCCCUAGCCCAUUCACUUCGCCCCUGUUUUCGUUCCCAUAACCAAAAAUCACCCAAAAUUCUCAUUUAUAUGUAACAUAAUUUCUGCUGUCUAAUGUGGAUUGGGAAGGAAGAAGAUGUCAGUAAUGAAUGGAGGAGCGUCCCAUGGAGAAGCUUGGAAAGCUCAUGCCUCCAUGGCGUUGGUGCAGCUCAUGCAUGGAGGCUAUCACGUAAUUACCAAAGUAGCCCUCAAUGUUGGUGUCAACCAGCUUGUCUUCUGCGCCUUCCGCGAUGUUCUUGCUCUCUCUCUUCUUGCCCCCAUCGCCUAUGUUCAUGAAAAAAGUAUUCGACCUCCUAUGACCAAACGCCUCCUCCUGUCUUUCUUCUUUCUUGGGUUAACUGGGAUUUUCGCCAACCAGCUUUUAUUUCUCAUUGGUCUAAGCUAUACGAAUCCAACUUAUGCUGCUGCCAUACAGCCUUCGGUUCCAGUCUUUACCUUUCUCUUGGCUGUAAUGAUGGGUACAGAAAGAGUGACUUGGCUAAGCAUUGAAGGUCAAGCCAAGGUUGGAGGUACCCUAAUCUGUGCUUCUGGUGCAAUAUUAAUGGUUCUGUUUCGUGGUCCAGCCUUGCUUGGACAGAUGGAUGCAGACUUUGCUGAUCAAAAUGACAUCAGUGCCAGGGGUCAACCAGAAGGUGCUGGAUGGCUUAUUUCUAGUCUCCUCGCAUUUGGGCUUGAACAUUGGCAUGUUGGAGUUUUAUGCUUGAUAGGAAACUGUAUGUGCAUGGCUGCUUUCCUGGUCAUUCAGGCUCCAAUUUUGGCCAAGUAUCCUGCCAACAUUUCUGUCACCGCAUUAUCCUAUUGUUUUGGUGCUGUAUUGAUAGUAGCAACAGCAUUGCUUAUGACGAAUGAAUCAACAGACUGGAGUCUAACACAGUCUGAGCUUUUUGCAGUCUUGUAUGCUGGAUUUGUUGCAUCUGCUCUAAACUAUGGACUGCUGACAUGGUCGAACAAGAUCUUGGGGCCUGCUUUAGUUGCUCUCUAUAAUCCACUUCAACCUGCAGCAUCAGCCUUUCUGUCAAGAAUUUUCCUUGGAAGUCCAAUUUAUUUGGGAAGGUUGGUUUCAUUUCUGUUGCUACCAGGCUUCCACUACAACCUAAUGUGUUACACUAAAAGUAGUUUGUGUUUCUCCAAAGGCUGAGAUAUAGAGAAGGAGAAAAAGGAAGGCACACUCCGGAGAGGGUUGGGUCCUUUGAAACUGUGAUUAACAAAAAUGCAUAAAUUAACAACUUUGGUUGGGGACAUCUCAUCUGCUUCAUCACAAUAAUCAAAUUCAGUGGAGAUGCAUUCCCUCCCGCAGUCACAGCAGGCCACAGGUAUUAUCAUUAUUACUAUUUACAAAGAUCAACUUCAAAUGGUGUCACACGGCAAGGCUUGCCGUCAUAGGGGAAAAAAUUCAGUACGUACAUAUAAUAGAGAAAGAGAUUGAUUGAUUAAAUACGUUUAGUUUUAAUGGGCGUAAAAUUAGAUUUUAGGAAUGUAUUACUCACUUUUUCUUUCGUUGAUAUAUAUUUAAAUUUGAUUUAGAGAGGGUGGGAUUUCAGAGGAUUUAUUUUUUCAGACUACUUUUCUAUAAUUGGAUUAAUAAUUCGUUGGGA
Messenger RNA from Gossypium arboreum, 1674 nucleotides. RefSeq names its product WAT1-related protein At4g19185-like. The record is from RefSeq and is a predicted model, not a curated record. Gene Ontology annotation, molecular function: transmembrane transporter activity. The transcript is spliced from 7 exons. NCBI's taxonomy places the organism in Eukaryota, Viridiplantae, Streptophyta, Magnoliopsida, Malvales, Malvaceae. The coding region runs from base 156 to 1217 and encodes 353 amino acids. Gene Ontology annotation, cellular component: plasma membrane.